AUGAUGGCCCCGACCGCGACGCAGUCGCUCCAGGAAAAGCAACGAGAAAACCUGCUGCGCAUGUUGGAUUUCAACUCAGAGAGCGCUGGCGGCUUUGCGGAUACCGCGUUAGACUCUGCUGAUCGCUGGGGCGACCAGUGGAAGGUCCUGAUCUACGACAAGUUCUGUCGCGACAUCAUCUCACCCGUUCUCAAGCUGCAUGAGCUCCGCAAAAAGGGUGUGACGCUGCACAUGUUGCUGGACACGGAGCGCGACGCGAUUCCUGAUGUCCCUGUUAUCUACUUUGUCGAGCCUACGCUCGAGAACUUGAAACGGAUUGUUGCGGACUGUUCCAAGGAAUUGUACAGCGCAGCCCACUUGAACUUUGCCCACCCUUUGACUCGCGAAUCGAUGGAGUAUCUAGCGCGCGCUUCAGUCGAAGCGGGAUGCACGAGCAUGAUUGCCAAGGUGUAUGACCAGUACACGAACUUCGUGUCACUGGAACCGAGUCUCUUCUCCUUGAACCUCGCCAACAGCUACCGAGCGUACAACGACCCAAGUGUGGCAGAUGUGCAGAUCGAGGAGACGAUGAGCGCCGUUGUCAAAGGGCUCUUUUCCGUCCUCGCCACCGCCGGAAGAGUACCAGUCAUUCGUUGUCGAGAUAAUGAUGGACCGUCGAGGCUAGUGGCAGAGCAACUUAGCGCUACUAUUCGCGAGCACUUGAAUGCGCGGAAUGGCGUGUUUACUGAAAACACAUCCAGCUUUCAGCGCCCGUUGCUGAUCAUUAUGGAUCGUAAUGAGGAUAUCGCUUCUAGCUUGUACCAUCCGUCAACGUAUCAGGCGCUAGUCGAUGACGUUUUGUCCAUCCAGUUGAACCGCGUAAAGGUGUCUGUGAAGACUUCUGGUGGGAAAGACGGUGGCGAUGACAGCUUGUUGGUAGAGCGCACGUACGACUUGGACGUGACGAGUGACAGGUUUUUCGAAACACAUGCUGGCAGUCUGUUUCCUGACGCGAUUGACGCUAAUGAAGAGGAAAUGAAGCAAGUCACGCGUAAGGAAGAGCAGAUUCGAGCUCAAACAGGGGGAGGCGAUGCGCUGAUGAAUGGCACAAAAGAUCUCGUGGCUGCCGUUGACACUCUACCGGCGCUCAUGGAAAAGAAAAAGGUGCUGGAAGCUCAUACAAACAUCUUUCACGCCGCGUUCGAGGGCGUGACGAAGCGCCACAUUCCGUCUUACUCCAUGCUGGAGCAAAGGCUUAUCGAUGGCUCGCAUGUUGACAAGACUGAGAUACUGCAACUACUAUCGAGCACGGAGAUGGGCACCUUGGCAGACAAAAUGCGGCUGUUGAUGAUCUACUUCUUGGCGAGUGUGUGCUGCAGCAUCAGAACAGCCGGAGGCAUACAUGCAGGCAUGGAAGUUUCUCCGCAAGCACUCGGCGUUUCAGCGAUGUGCCAGUGA
Messenger RNA from Hyaloperonospora brassicae, 1437 nucleotides. Lineage: Eukaryota; Oomycota; Peronosporomycetes; Peronosporales; Peronosporaceae. The record is from the annotation of a GenBank genome assembly.